AUGCAUUCGCCUGUAACCCCGGUUCGACUCCGGGCGUGGGAGUUCUUUUUGCUCUUGACAUUCCAAGUGUUUGAUCGAUCCAUCAUGGCCGACACUCAAGACCACAACUGCGAAUCGACAUCAUCGGCCCCAGCAAUCGAUGCUGGAACGGUCGACAUCUUCCUCCUCUGCUAUCUGCCAUCGCCGUUGUUCCACGCACACUGGGCGGUUUUCGUACCAGACCAAGCAAGACCGACAUGUGGCACUGUGGUCAACGUUCGAGGCGAUCCUCUGAACGGCUUCGCGCAUGAGUUCGAGAGGGGAUACAUUCCCAGCGAGGACCCAGAGAAACCGCCGAAAGUGCUCAAUUUGGGGGCGAUAGCAAAGAACCUCAUCGAAUUCGAGAGGCCUGUGCCAGAUGGCAAAGAUGCCACGGCAUGCAAUCAGCUGGAACGGCUGGCACUGUCAGUCGACGCGCCUGGACGAAGCCUCGGCCGGGGCGCCUCGAAAGAUGGCCGCGUACGUCUGGAAAUCCGUGACUGCCAGUGGUGGGUUCGUCAGCUGAUAUCAUCCAUGAUCGAGCAAGAGAUAAUCUCCAGGGAUGCACAGCGCGUUCUAGACGACGCACCUCAGCACUGA
Diaporthe batatas is the source of this 618-nucleotide messenger RNA. RefSeq lists its product as uncharacterized. The record is from RefSeq and is a predicted model, not a curated record. The transcript has 3 exons. Lineage: Eukaryota; Fungi; Ascomycota; Sordariomycetes; Diaporthales; Diaporthaceae. The coding region runs from base 1 to 618 and encodes 205 amino acids.